Molecule: messenger RNA, 414 nt
Organism: Botrytis sinoallii
Lineage: Eukaryota; Fungi; Ascomycota; Leotiomycetes; Helotiales; Sclerotiniaceae
Exons: 3
Coding region: 1-414 (137 amino acids)
Source: RefSeq, a predicted model, not a curated record
AUGUCAGGUCUUAUGCCUUCCGAUGAUGAGGAUGAAUACGGAAACACCAUUCGCCGUGCCCCUGUCAAGUAUCCUUCGCGUCUCAUGAAUCGCUCUCCUUCCCCCGAGCCUCAGCCGGCCAAGGAUUAUAGCUAUCUUAAACCUCUUGGUGUCAAUGAUUAUUCGUCAAGAUUGUCCCCUGAGAGCGAGGAGCGGGAGCGUUUGGAGGAAAUCGAAGAUACCAAGCGAGCAGUUAAGGAGAGAGCUGAAGAGAAUGAGGCCAACCGAAUCGCCCAGGCUGAGUUGGACCGUCAAGUCGAGGAGCAGAAGGCAGUCAAUCACAAGCUUCAGUUCGAGCCAAAGUAUGAGGCUGAAAAUGGCGAAGGAAGUAGCAAAGGAAGCAAAGAAAUUGGUCGUGGAAAUGCGAAGAAGUGA